Messenger RNA from Nerophis ophidion (straightnose pipefish), 4145 nucleotides. RefSeq lists its product as uncharacterized. The record is from RefSeq and is a predicted model, not a curated record. The coding region runs from base 43 to 1365 and encodes 440 amino acids. NCBI's taxonomy places the organism in Eukaryota, Metazoa, Chordata, Actinopteri, Syngnathiformes, Syngnathidae. The transcript is spliced from 4 exons.
UUCAAGCUCCGCUGGUACUUGCUGCCAUGAGCCUUUUUCUGGAUGUUAUCAAUCAAAUCAUUUGUAGCCAAAGGUAUUGACAAACCUCCAUCUUCUCCAUCAGUCUGUGGUCUGGACGCCGAGAUGAGCAGUCGCAUUUUUUUUCUCUCCCGCUCGGGAAUACAAUCAACCACUAGGAUAAUACCACACUUUCUCUUUUUUCUACGGUGGAUCACGGAUUUAUAUUUGAAACCACCACGGAUACAAUACCCUCUUGAAAAUGAGAGUCGUGAACGCGAAAUGGACAAUCACUGCGAAUUUUACCUUCUCGGUAAUGUAUCGACGAAGCACCUGGGCUGCGGAGGUAAUGUGAUCCACUCUCACCUCACAGUGGAUCGGAACAGAAGAAACAAGCCCCUGACUGGAAGGAUAGACCGAAAAUCUAUAAUUGUACUAUUACUUCUACUCUCAGGAGACACUGAACUAAACCCUGGACCAAUAACCACCCGGUUAAUGUUGUCUCACCUGGCGAAGCCUAGCAAUGUUGUUGCUAACGACGCCGAGGAAGCUAGCGUAGCUGCGGGACCUUGUCGGAGCUAUGCUAAAAACAUUAGCUCUCCACCUAUGCCAGCUCCUACUUGUUCAUCACCACACGAGCUCACCUGCGAUCCAGCGGUCGGCGGCACGACGGAGGACUUCACCCCGAACAUCGGUGCGGUUGGCGGCCCAGAGAUGGAGGAAGACUGCUCAGACACCGGUGAGGACAGCGGCUCAGCGGCGGACGGCGUAACGGCUUCUGACGACUCCCUGGCCACCAUUAAAGUCGGCAGCGCGGAGGUCCUCCUAACCUCUCCCGAAACCUUGAGGGUCAUCGUCGCGUCACCUGGACCCCCCACGGCCUACACAGGUUUCGGGGGUCUCUUCGUGGAUCCAUGGUCUUUGUUCUCAACCUCACCAAAAUCCGCGAAAACCACACCUACCCCCACCACAGUUCCUACCUGGCCCCCCCUCCCCCUCUUCAACCACGCCGCUCCCCCAUCACCUGGACGACGAACAAUGGGCCUCUCUCCCUCUCCUCCUCCCCCAAGUCUUGCCACAGAAACCUCAAUAACAACCAACACCCCUCCAUCUUCUGGACAGUACUUCUCUCCAACGGACUCUGAUGUUCUCUUUGGUUCCGGUGGGCUACACAUCAUCCAUCUUAAUGUGAACAGCCUCUCUGGAAAUAAACUCGACCAAAUCAGAGAAAUGUUCCACAACAAUAAGAUCCCGAGGACCAUCGUGAAUGUGGUGCCGAUCCUCCCCAUGAAGCCUCUCAGAGAUGUCCACAAGCCGACGCUGGGUUGCCUGCUUCAAAAUUCCAGCCAGAAGGAGAAAAGGAGAUGAUUGACGCCUUCUCUGAGCCAACAAAACUCAUUUUUCCACCAAAGGAGCACCCUUACAUAUACACCAGACCAAAGAGCAAGUUGUCUGCACCAACAAUAGAACUAUCUUCUCUGAUGAAACUCUUGUUUGUUUGUGUCCUUUUUCUUUCUCUCUAGUAGUUGGAGUAAUUAACAUAAAUCGUACGCCUGCACCAUUCAUAGCAUCCAUGCAUGUUUCCACAAACUGCUCAUCAUUUUAUUAUGCUAUCUAUCUCAUUCUCAAGAUGACACAUUUUUACCUCUUUGCACGCCAUACACCAUUGUGUCUUAACCAUAGGGCCAGUAUGGAGGUUCAUUUCUGAAAGCUGUUUUUGACACUGUUUGUGAAUUAAAUAUUUUUGCAUCAUAUUAUACUGGCAAUUUCUUUGAAAAGAAUUGAUUAAUUAAUUGUAUGAAAAUUAAUUGUAGAAAAAGUUGGUGUAGCAAAAUUAAUUGUUUAAAGUUAAAGUUAAAGUACCAAUGAUUGUCACACACUCACUAGGUGUGGGGAAAUUUGUCCUCCGCAUUUGACCCAUCCCCUUGUUCACCCCCUGGGAAGUGAGGGGAGCAGUGGGCAGCAGCAGUGCCGUGCCCGGUAUCCAUUUAUGGUGAUUUAACCCCCAAUUCCAACCCUUGAUGCUGAGUGCCAAGCAGGAAGGCAAUGGGUCCCAUUUUUUUAUAGUCUUUGGUAUGACUCGGCCGGGAUUUGAACUCCCAACCUACCGGUCUCAGGCCGUACAGUGAUUUAAAAAUGUAAUGUUCAAAAGUUCAGUGUGAAGUGAUUACAUUUAUAGAGCGCUUAUAGUGACUCAACGCGCUUUACAUAGACAAACCCAUUAGCUACAUCUUUAAACUAGAUAUAAACCAGUUUUGGUGGAACUGCGUCUUGUCCAAGGACACAACGUCGGAGAAUAGGAUAACAGAAGCGGGAAUCGAACCUAGAACCCUCAUUUUGCUGGUACGGCCUCUCUUUCAACCGAGCCACGCUGCUCCGUAUAACGAUUCAGUGUUUAAAAAAACAGUGUAGAAAAAUUUGCUGCUUCAGAACGCAAGACACACUUCCAGUAAAUUAAGGCUGAAGCAAUCGAUCCUGUCUCAGAACCAGCCGAUGAGGUGUCAAGUUUGAAGUCACGUGACACAGGUCGUUAAAAAGAGGCAGGUUAUGCAGCACCAAGGGCGUCGCCAGACAGAUUUCACUGGGGCACGUGCCCCAGUGUUGAUCUGCAGUGUCCCAGUAAAAAUUUCACCAAUAAAAUAAAAACGCUUCAGAGUUUUAAGUCUACAUAACAUAGACAACAGCGCACAUACUACUUAGUAUGGUAAUUGAUUGCUACUGUAUUCACUCCACUUAACAAUGAGCAUAUGGCUAAUUAAUAUGGUAAUUUAUCCACGUAUGGAUUGAGACUUCGGUUGAGAGAGAGAGACAGAGAGAGACAGACAGAGAGAGAGAGAGGGAGAGAGAGAGAGAGAGAGAGAGAGAGAGAGAGAGAGAGAGAGGCUGCGAAUCACUCCUGAGGUAGGUAACGUUAGCCAAAAACAAUUUGUUAGUUAUAUUAUUUUGAUUUUGAUUUGACUCAAACUGUAACACCUAGAUGGAUAUCAGAAAGUUAUUCGCCCGCAGCAGAGAAGAAGCAGCAGGAAUGAGAGAUGUAAGGGAAGUCCUAGCUAGCUAGGCAACAUCAUUGUCUUAAGUUGAUGCUAAGUUAGCUAACAUUAGUCCUUGUAUCAAGACAAACAUAUUCAUUUGCUGUACGAGCUGUCGGGGGAAUUUCCAAUCAACAUGAACCAUAAUGUUGGUUAUUGUCUGCUGGUUCUGCAUCAAUGAUGAUUUGGAGUCAGCAUGUGUUAGUUGAGUGCUUCUCAAAUGGUUUAUCUCCAGGAAGAAAAAGAUGUUUCCAUAUCAUCAAGUCGUGAGCCAAAUUUUUUAUUCAUUCAAGUGUAUUUCACAGAAAAAUAGCACAGUAGACUUGUCUCGUUAAUCGGUGUGACUUUGACUAAAAUAAUCUUGUUUUGUCACCAGAAAAAUGGCUACAGCUAAAGCAUCCAGUUUUGUUUCCAGAAAAAAUAGUAACAUUUCUGUAUUUGUUUUCAGUAAGAUGUCUGAAAAUAUCGGGUUUUGUUGCCCCAUUUAGAUUUUUUUAAAAUAUAUUUCCAUGUCUGUCCUGAGUCCUCCUCCAACUUGUUAGUCAGUUUGCCUUUUGCUAAAAUACUCACUGAUAGUCACUAGUAAAAUGGCUAAAAAUAUCUGGUUUUGUUGCCACAAUUUGAUUUUUUUCUGCCUAAGCUUUUUUUUUUCAUGCACACAUCUGACUGCGACUCACUGAAAAUGACACACAAUCCACUUUUAUGUCACGACCCAGCAGUUGGGAACCACUGGUCAACUGUAUAACAGUUACUGUAAUAUUUCCAUGUAUGUCCAGAGUGAUUGACCACUUUGCAAAAAUGAAAACGAGACGUUACAGUUUACUUCUCAGAAAAGGAUUCCCUGAACAAACACACAACAGUUGUUCAUUUAUUCUACUACUGUGGCUUUAUUGUUUUGUGUAUAUUUUAUAGUUUUGUGUAUCUGAAAUGGGAUUAGCCACAUUGCCAUAAAUGGAAAUUAAAUAAUAUAAAAGAACCCAGAGAUGUGGGGUGCUUUAUUUUUUGUUUUACUUUUGUAGAUGUUAAAUUUGCAGAUGAUUACUGCAAUAAAUAUUUCAAAAAGAUUCAUUGCUCUUCCUUUUUGCUUUUACCAGUAGCAGUUUAGAGGUCUGGAGUAAA